This is a messenger RNA of Paramecium octaurelia, 1005 nucleotides long. The record is from the annotation of a GenBank genome assembly. Lineage: Eukaryota; Ciliophora; Oligohymenophorea; Peniculida; Parameciidae.
UUUUGGUAGAUGUUUGAAAGGAAGGAAUUGAAGGCACGAGUGAAAAAAAAGGUUGAAUAAAUAAGUGAGGGUCAAGAGAUCAUCUUCAGUAUUAAGAGAAAAUUUGGAGAUCAAUGUUAUGACAACAUAUGUACAAUUAAACACCAUGAAUUUAAGAUUUAUUAAAUGACGAAGAAAUGAUGAGGUUUAUCAAUUCCAGGAAACAACAAAAGUUAAAUUUUGAUGAUGUCAUUAAUUAAACGAAAAAUCUAUCUUUGGAUGAUGAGACCCAAAAAAUGUAAUUUUAAAUUCCGAUUUAUUAGUGUAGUAUUGGAGAAACUCUAAUCUGAUGACACUCCUCAAUAUAAUGAAGAAACUCAGUAGUAAAGUAUUUUAAAGGAUCGAAGAGAACAAUUCGUAGAUAAAUUUAGAAGAGACAUAAGGGAUAAAAUUUUAUAGGAUAAAAGAAAUAAGGUGAGGAAUCACUUUUUAUCGUAGUUUAUUAUUGAAUUAGAGUAGGAUAAGGGUAGUCUCAAGUGUUGUGAUCAAUAAAAGAAUGAGUAAUUAGAAUAAGACUAUUAUGUAAUGAAGUAAGUGAGUAAGAAUUAAAUGAAUCAGGAAAAGAAAAAGAAUGCUCACAUGAACAUUGAUGCUAAAUAAAUAGAAAAAUACUUCGACAAUUAUUAUGUUGAUAGUGAACACAAUUCAAGUAUUGACAGUGAAGACUCUCAAAGGACAGAUUAAGAUGCUUAUGAAUAUCCUGAAAAUGAAAGUUCGGAUGACGAAGAUGUUGAAGUAGAAGAAGAUUACUAUGAUAACAAUAGUGAGGAUUCUCAGAGAUACAAAAAGUAUAGGAGGAAAGAUAUUCAAGAGAAAGAUGAUUAGAUUGAAAUUGAUGAAUAAUAAUAAGCUUAAGGAAUUGAGAUCAAUCAAGUUUAAGCUUUCAUGAGUUUUAUUAAAUAACAUGAACAAAUUAAAUAAGAAAAAUAAUGUUGGAAAACAUUUGACUAUGAACAUGAUUUUUGA